UUGACUGUACUGUAAAUAUAUUUGAACAGCCAAAAUCAUGGCGACGUUGGAUUUCCAACGCUGAGAUAAAAUUAAACAUUUGUGUGGACUUAUAUAUAUUUAUUUGGUCAUGGGCUGUUAUAAAUCAUUUAUACGCAAAAUAAACGAAAUUAAAGACGUGCGAAGUCGGGUUUGGACAUAAUGGUAUAACUUCAUGUUGGUUUGAAGAUUCACCCAAAAUGGCCAGGCUGGAUUUGAAAGAGAAUGCAUCAGAUGAUACCAAUCAUCCAGUGGAAUUAGAAGAGUCUCAAGAUACAUAUUCUACUGAUACAGAAGUUCAGUUUGACGAGGCAGAAAGAGAGUUGUGCAUAGGCAUUGGAUCGGAGACAGACACUGAAUGUGAUGCAGAUCCAUAUGAUGAAAUAUCAGAUUGUGAUUCAGAGACAUGUGAUAGUGAUAUACCAUAUACAAUUCUUCAAAUACCAGCAAUGAAUAUUCCAAACAGAGAAGAGGAUUCAUUGAUUACAUUGAAAGAAAUUCCUCAACCUAACUAUCCAGAAAGUGUGACUAAGAAAGGAAACAUACCCACAAUAGUUUCCUGGGACUUAAUAGAGAUAGAUAUUUGCAUAGAUAAGCCACAGACAUUUGAAGAGUGGAAGUUGCCAAUGCCACAUGAGGUAUCUGGCUAUGAGCAGUAUAGCAGACAGGAAGAGAUCCAGUCUGAUUCGACCACAGUCGCUGAAAAGCUGCAAGAACAAUCAGAAGAUGAAACAUGUAUCACUUUAGACACAGUAGAAGAAAAGGAUAGUGAUAACAAAGAAAAGGGGGUAAAUGAAGCAGAAAUUAAAGGAGAAUUGCAAGCAGCUAUAGACUUUGUUGAUUCAAAGGUCACUCUUGAUGAAGGCUAUGAUGAACACUAUUUGAUAGGACUUGACAUUAACAAAGUUUUAGAUGAUGCACACGACAUCGAUAUACAGACAAUGAACUUUGUAGCUAGACUUCUGAAAAGAAAAUUUGGUUGCAAUGUAGGGAUGUUGCUUCCAGGAUUUUUGUAUGAACGUGCAAGUUUUGAAGGCACUGCUCAGAUAUCAGAAGUUGGAAGAGGCACAAAUGCAGUCCAAAUACACUAUUUACAAAAUCAUUUUGUUGUGUCAGCACAAUUCAAUGGAAGGAUAUAUGUGUAUGACAGUUUAGAUAAUAAAAAACAUUUAGAAAAUGUGGUUUCUCAAUUGAAGCCCCAGUUAAAUCUUCUGUAUGAGAACACUGAAAGCAUUCAGCUUGUUGUGCUUCAGUCACAGGGAACAUCAAAGUUGUGUGGAUGUUUUGCUGCAGCAAAUGCCUAUAAACUGCUGGAGCUGCUGCAGAAUAAUUCCAUACCUGCACAAACAAUGUACAAGAUAUCACAAAUGCGGCAACACCUUUAUUCUUGUUUAGAUUCAAAGCUGAUGCAACAAUUUCCUGAGGAAACACACUACCAGACUGCUGGCAAGGGAGAAAAGAGAAGGGACUUGGAUACUGAACCUGCAGGCAGACUGAUGAAUAAGGAUAAGGUACCAGGUUGGGACAUUACCACUUUUGUCACGCACGGUAACUUCCAAAGUUAUCCAAAACACAAAAUGAUGUCUAAAAUUAGAUCUGAUGGAAAAUUAGCAUCAAGAAUCAUGAAUUUUUCUAUUGUUCCACUGCUUGUCGCGCAAGAGUAUGCAUGGAACAUACCAUAUCUUGGAAGAGGCCUCCAUGUACUUGGCACAAGAAGAAUUGAUGAAAGGAAUAUGGAUGAUCCAAUAAGAAUUUUGUACCAGAUGACUUCAGCACUGCAGUUCGUAGAAAAAUUUAAUCCAGUAUUCAGGGAGACUGUGUGUGUACACCUAGACCUUAAGUCUAGGAAUGUUAACAUUAUUCUAGACUACAACCAAAAUGCAGGACUGAUAGACUUUGGUCUAGCCAGGGAAAUAAAUGAAACAGACACCAGUUUAAACCUGCCAGAACCGAAAGUUCCAAAAUUUUACUUUGAUUGGAGUAUGGUGGACAGUUCCUUUCCUUGCUCUGAAUUUCUUCACUUCGUUCCAGAACCAGUGGAGAAUAGUUCCCUGAAAAAUGGAUUUUCCAAACUUGUUGGAGAGUUUGAUGUUGGAGCAAAUGUUCUGAAAGCAGGCCAUUCAGAACUUGUAGAUGGGCUUGUUGCUGGAAAAGAAUUUUUGAUACAGUUGAAUAGAAAAGAGGAAAGUCUGUCACUGCUUAGAGAAUGCGUGUAUCUCUUUAGAGAUCAGCAUGAAUGGAAUGAACUUGUUGUGCACGUGGUGAUGAGUGGGGGUGAAAAAACAUAUGAACAGUUUAAAUGUUUUCUAAAGCAGACAAAUCAGGAUACUCUUCUUCAGUAUUUGACUCAGUUGGAAGACAGGUUCUAUCGCAAAAGGUAUGACAAGUAUCUGAAGAAAACAACAGAUGAUUCUACAUUCAUCAAAAGGACACUGACAGAAGUACAAAAUACAUGGGUGAGAUUUGAAGGUGAGCCCUUAACUGAGGUGCAACAAACACUGAAGGGAAGGCAACUGGCUUUACUCUCAACUGGCAGAUUGCAGAAUUACGGCGAUUCCGGAGACAAUCCUGGGCUUCAAGCUGUUCAAAAGGGGCAGCUGAGACGGGAAGAGGUUACUAGCUGCCCCAAGACAAGUGUCAUAUGUGUACUGAUUACAUUACUCAUUUCCUGCCUCAUCUCACCAUGUUCAUCAACAUCAAAAAUACCUGUAAAAAGAAACACAUUUAGAACAAUUAUAUUUCUUUCGUUGCUGUGUUUCUCACAAGCAGGAUAUGCUUGGUAUCCAGGUCAAAAUGACGGGGAUAACAGUAGACAUCUUGUUGAACCAUUCGAUGGAGCUCUUGUUCAUAUCAGCAAGGCAUGGGACCUUGUUGAAGAAAUAAAAGGAGAAAGAAAUGGUAUCUCAGAGUUGGAUAUUUUUAAUGAACUUGUGGAUUAUGACGAACUUCUUUUUGGUGAAUUUCGAGAUGGAUGGUUACCUUUUAAAAUUCAAGGUGAAAUGCACAUAAAACAAUAUGACAAUGCAAAUGAGGGGUUUGAAGUUCAGUGUGGAGGUGAAAAUAUCUUGUUGGAGAAAUUCACAAAAUUAGGAUUUGAUGUUGGUCAAACAUAUUGGACAGAAAUUCGUGUUUGUAUCAGUGAUCCACUGCAAAACACAACUAAAUAUCAGAGAACAAAUACCAAAAAUGUAUUUCCUGAAAAUGCCCAUUUGCAGUGUUUCACACAAAUUAUGGACCUGCCAAUCAUGCAGAGGUGUAAAGAUGAAACCACAUGUUUUUUGAAUUGCACACACAGCAAAAAAUCAUUUACUGGAGUGUUUGAAAUUACAAAAUUGUAUGAGGAACUAUUUACAGAAUUGAUAUUUUUUGUGUUGACGGUCAUGACAGCUACCCUCUUUUUCUGCUGUAUGAUAUAUGAACAGUCGUAUGUGGCACCAGUUUCAGCCUCUGGUGGAGCAGGUGUUAUCCUGUUGUGUGUGAUGAUUACUAUAUAUGUAAUAGUAUGGAUAACAUUGAGAGUGAAGAAAGAAAACACAGACACUUGUGAUCAAGUGGUUGUCGGCGAUAACAGACUCCAUAGUGAUGCAUGGAAGAUGCUUUUGUUCCUUAUUGGUCGGAACUUUUGUGGGUAUACUGGACAUGAUGUGAAUGUAACACAAACCUUCAGGGUGAUUGCUGAUAAUACUAGCAUUAAGUUUACCAAUGACAGCAAUCUUUAUUCCAACGACAGCAGUCUUUAUUUUGUAAGUGGAAUCCUUUUAGAUGACUGGAAACAAAAUGUGCUGAAUGAGGGCUGCAGGAGCUGUACAGACCAGCAGAAAGGUCUAAAUAUAUCCAUAUUUGGGGGAGAAAACGAACUUGCACAAGAAUCUGGCAGUGAUGAAUGUGAAAGUGAGCCCUCACAAACAGUUUUAGGUGUUGGACUUCUGUGUGUUCCAGUCAAAGUACUGUUACUGUUAUGCACAAUGUAUGCUGGCAUCAGAAAAUACUUCUUUGUGAAGUCAACAUCCUCAAUAGCUAUCCAGGAAACAUGUGAUAAUGUUCUUGAUGUAACACUUCAGUCAGAGCAUGGAGAAGCAGAGAGAAGUGAGCAUCACAGUUCGUGCCAUUCAUGUGAAGCUGAAAAGGUGUCACAUUCUGAGAAAACUGAAAAUGAAUGGGAUGAUUAUAUAUGCCUGCAAGGAAAAGGUAAAAAUAUAACUCAUAAAGACAUAGAAAAGGAAAGGCAUUUCCAACAGACUGAACAUUAUACUGCAGAAGUAUAUAAAUCUGAAGAUACAGUUCCCAGUGACUUUGAACCUCUUGAAGCUGCUGCUGCUGAUGAUGUAUAUAUUCAUGACUCUGUUGCAACAAAAGCAUAUAUGCCUUCAAAAGAUGAGGAGAUUAUAUUUGAAAAUGCUAUAGAAAAUGCAACUGAUGUAGACUUUGGAAGCUUUGAAGAAGAAGAAACUCAACAGAAAAAGUAUGAAAAUGAUUCAAGGCAUGAUGAUUUUAUGAGACAGAAUAACAGGGAAAGGUUGAGGACAAAACAUGGAAAUGGUGAAACAGGUGAUGAUUUUGUUGGAUGUGAUGAUGAAAAUGAAACCAUAGAUGUUGGUUCUGCUAGAUUUGAAGAAAACAAAUAUAUAACUGAUGUUGAUUUUGUUGAGUUUGAAAAUGAAACAGCAGCUGUUGACUUUGUUAGGUUUGAAGAAAACGAGGAUAACACAGAUGUUGAUUUUGGUGGGUUUGAAAAUGGAACAACAGCAGUUGACCUUGAUAGGUUUGAAGAAAACAAGGAUUACACAGAUGUUGAUUUUGGUGGGUUUAAAAAUGAAACAAUAGGUGUUGAAUUUGAGGAGAAACGUGAAAAUUGUUCAGAUCAAGAUGACUUCAUAAAACAAGGGAUCAGGGAUGAUACAGAUGUAACUCAUAUAAAUAUACUGGCGCACAGCAAUUCAGAAGCAAAACAGAUAAAAUUUAAUAUUGACAAAGGUGCACAAGACAGAAAUUCUCAUUAUCCCUCAAGAAGUAAAAGGAAAGGGUCUUACGAAGCAAAAACCUCAGACACAUUUUAUAUGGCUGAAAUUGAAAAUAGUAACGGAAAUGAUGAUUUAAACGUAACAAUACCUCCACCUUUUGGAUCAAGUUUACCACUUGCAGAAAAUGAUGAAAUACCAGAGAAAUCAAAGCUCAGAUUAAAAGUUAUCCCAAGUCCAUCACAAAAAAUAAGACAACAGUCUGCGGUAGAAGCUGUUGCAAAAAAAGUUGCCCAUUUGUCAUGUAAAAGGCAGCAAAGUUUUAAAGCAUUUAAAAAUCUUAAGUUUAAGGUGGAAGUUGAAAGAUCAAGAAAGGAAAACACAGACUGCACCUUUACAGAAGAUGAGUUUGAAACCCUGUUAGCUAUAAGAGCCUGCACAUGGCUACCAUUAAAUGAACUACCAGUACCAGAAAUAAAGAUUACAGUGGCUUUCGUUCCAAAGUUUGAACCACUUUUGUCAAUAAUUGAGCAAAUUGCAAAUGGAACACCUCCAACACCACAUGUUUCUAUGAGAUAUGAACUUCUGCGUUUCUGCACACUGAGAAGCUAUCCAAAGGAAAACAAACCAUAUCUCAUCAAACUAGCAGAAGCAGGUUUCUACUAUGCCUCAGAUGGUGAUGGUGUCGUCUGCUACUGCUGUGGAGUUCGAAGAUAUAACUGGGUAGCAGAAGAUAUGCCGAUGAAAAUUCAUGAAAGAAUAAAUCCAAACUGCAAAUUCCUGAGAAAAAAUGAAGAAGUCAAUGUACCUGUUCAGUACUUUGGGCCAUUCAGCAGAGCCUUGAUGGCUAUAAUGGACAUACCAGAACCAAGGGAAAGAUCAGAACAGAGUGAAGAUGUAAACAAUGACUGGGCACCAGAAAGAAUUCGCAGUCCAGCACCUGCUCAACAAAACCAACAAGUUGAAACUGGAGCAAAUUCCCUAGGUAUAAAUACAGCAAUCCCUAAACACACCCAAUAUGCUACAAAGACAGCUAGAGAAGGUAGCUACAGUGGAUGGCCUGAUACAGCCAGCCAUACCCCACAGGAACUUGCAGAAGCUGGUUUCUUUUAUGCAGGUUUUGGUGACUGUGUCAGGUGCUUUUACUGUGGGAUAGGUCUUCGUCACUGGACGAAAGAUGACAAUCCAUGGAUAGAGCAUGCCCGCUGGUCUCGGAACUGUGUCUUUGUAAAACAGAAGAAAGGGGAGGAGUUUGUCAACCUCGUCCAACUUGCUGUUCAGUACUCCCAAGAUAAUGAAGCACAAUCAAAUAGUAGUGCCGGGAACCAGUUACCAGUACAGGAAAUAGAGAGAAUCUUGCUCUCGGAUGCUGCACAGAGUGUUUUAGAGAUGGGGUACCAGCCAAGAAUUAUCAAGAAGGCAAUAGAACAGAUACUAAGACAAGAUAGAAAUGCAAAAAUUACAGCUCAGAUUCUGAUGGAGAAGGUAUUAGAGAUCGAGGAAGCAGAAAAUCCACCGCAAGCUGCACCUGCACCUACCCAAGAACCUGUUGCCGCAGCUGCUGCACCCCCACAGGCCAAGCCAACUUCUCAGCCUGCUAAAACUGAAGGUGCAACGAAUAAGGAAGGUAGUCAGGCAGCUGCUAAACCAAAGGCAGAGAAAAAACCUGAUGAAGGAGCUAAGUCCUCAUUACAAAGCAAGGACAGUGAUAAGGACAAAGAUAAAAAGGAAACAAAAACAAAUUCAGAGUCAAAAGAUUUAUCAACUGAAGCUAUAUCACAAGACCCAAAGGCCAUCAAAGCAGAGAAUGAGCAGCUGAAGGAGCAGACAUUGUGUAAAGUUUGCCUGGAUAAUACAGUUUGCAUUGUAUUCCUCCCAUGUGGACAUCUUGUGACUUGCGCCGACUGCGCUCCAGCGAUGCGGAAAUGUCCCAUUUGUCGUGCCCUUGUGAAAGGUACUGUAAGGACAUACAUGUCAUAAAUGACUGAAAAUACAUUUGAAAGGUUCACAGUGAGAUGACAACAGAAUUAAAUGUUUGAGUUGUUCUGAAUAUUAGUUGGAGGCUACUCUGAGGCAAACUGUCAAGUUCAUAAAGCAAUGCACACAGUGGGACUUUUAAAGGAGUGUCGGACUCAAUUUGUUUCAAACAUCAUCCUUCACUUUGAGUACACUUGAAUGCAAGGGACAUAAAUUUUGAACUAUUGGAAAGUACUCCAAUAAAUACAAUAAGUAUUUGUAUGUACCUAAGCAUAAGAAUGUAUGUCCACCAUUUUAAAAUGUGUCAGAAAUCUGUAAUCUUUCAUAGAAACUAUUUUUGUUUUUCAUCAUAAAUUUUUUAUGCCAUGAUAUUGUGUGUGUGAAGUUGUGUUGCACUUCAAGUAAAAUUGUUUAAAAUUGAUCAGAAACUUUGAAAAGGCAUGACAUAAAGAGAAAAUUUGUUUUUUUUUAUGUAAGAUUAAAAAGGUCUUUAUUUUCAUAUAUACUAGAUUCUAGGUUCUUCUGGUAGAUGAAAUUUUGAUCUUACAAUAAACAAACAAAUUUUCUAUAUGUCAUGCCUUAUGUGAAAUGUCUUUUAGUAAUCUGUUUUGAAAUAACAUGUCUGUAAUUUCAAAAAUAUGGCAUAUUGUUGUUGCUUUAGAGUUUGUAUCAGCUUGAAAGCAUUGUAGGUAUACAAGGGUGCAUCCAUCAUUUUGUACAUUAUGUAAAUAUUGAAAAAGUUUGCCACUCUUUAGAUCAAUUUUUGAUCAGUAGUUUAAGAACAGAAUGGAAAUUUUGUACAAGAAAUAUGAAAUUAUUAUUUAAGAAUUUAAGAAUUAGAUGUUAUUUUUAUGCAUUCAGAUAGGUAUAAACUACAUUGGAACUUCUUGCAAAUCCACAGAUCAUGUAAUUCUUGAAUGAAUUACAAGAAGUCCCAGUGUAGUUCAUACCAUCAAAGAAUAGGAUUCAGUCCUAACAUUUAUUGUUGUGACUUGAUUGUUGGCAUUGGUUAAAAUUUUUGUUUAUGUCUGCCUUUUCUCAAAAACUGCAAGAGUUACAGCUUUGAAACUUUGCACACUUGUUUAUCAUCCAUCAUUAGGUGACUACACAGGCCAAGAACCAUAACUCUGUUAAGCAUUUUGUCAGAAAUAUGGCCCCUACUUGUAUUUAGAAAAUUUGAUUAUCAUUCUUGGUUAAAAAUAUUGUUUAGGUCCACUUUUUCUCAGAAACUAUAAGAACUACAGCUUUGAAAUUUUUCAGACUUGUUUAUCAUCAUUAGUUGAGUAAGUAAACCAAGAAGCAUUACUGUAACUUGCAUUUUGUUAAAAUUAUGGCUGUUUAUGUACUUAGAAAAUUUGAAUUUCUUGGUUUAAAUUUUUGUUUAGGUCCACUUCACUUCAAUACAGUAAGCAAAGUAGCUUUGAAACUUUGCAGCCUUGUUUAUCAUCUAGGCCAAGAGCCGUAAGUCUGAUAUGCAUUUUGUCUGAAUUAUGGCCCUUGAUGUACUUAGAAAAUUUGAAUUUCAUUUUAUUUAUGUUGAUUUCUAUAAGAGCUAUAGCUUUGAAACUUUGUACACUUGUUUAUUGUCAUUAGUUUAGUAUGUAGGUCAAGAACCAUAACUCUCUUUUGCAUUUUGUCUGAAUUAUUGGCCCUUUUAACUUAGAAAUUCAGGAUUUGUUUAAGUUCACUUUUCAUGAAUAAUUUCUAUAGCUACUUUCUAUAUCUUUGAAACCUCAUACAUUUUUUUGUUAUCAGUUAAGAUGAGUAAAAGGCCAAGAACCAAAAUUCGUUUUUUAACAUAUUGUCCAGCACUUGCAGAUGAUCAUUGGCAUCCGCAGGCGGUGCUCUUGUUUUAUGUUCUUUUCCAGUAUUGAAAUAUUUUUUAACAAUGCCAUUUUUUCCUGUGAAAGACAUUUGAUCACACGUGUAAUCUUGUAAAAAUGGCCACCCUUCAUAUUAUUACACUAAUGUUGUCUAUAUACAGAAACAAACAUUUUCUUCUUUCUGUACAAAACAUACAGAGAAGUUAAUUAUUCUGUGAUGGAGAACUCAAAAGUUUUCAUGACAUAAAAUCCUAAAUAAUGAUGUACCUCAUUAUAUUGUCGGAAACAAAUAUUCAUUAAAAUUGCAAACUGAAACAAAAUUAGAAUUGCCUCGGUAGCCUAGUGAUAGAGCAGUCGGUUCAGGUGAGGGAGGGUCUGGGUUAACUCUCUGAAUGUGUCAUUAUAAAAGAAGGAGAAGUGAAAAAAAAGUUUUCAGUCUAGUAGCUUUAUUGCUUAGCACUUGGCAUUAAGAGGAUAGUUCUACAACUGGUCAGCCCAGUAUCAGUAUAAAUGUGACUGGGUGGGAUAUUCCAGUGUGGCAGCACUAUAAGUUGGGCACUGUGCUCACUGCUAAAAGUAGACAACAUCUAUUAUAUAAUUGAAAAAUUCUUGAAAAGUGUGCUUAACCCAAACACCAACAGAUACACAUGUAACAAAAUCAAUCGGAAAAACACUGUCAUCAGAUAACAGAGUAAUUCUUGGAAAAAUGCCUUAUUUGAAGUUGGACACUGCUAAUGAAACCUUUGAAUAUGUUUUAGAAUCAUUUUCAACAAAUACAGAUGAAGCAUUAUAAAUAUGUCUGCAAUAAACACAUACCAGUUGGUAAAAAGUUACCAAAAAGAAUCUAUAUAUUAUUUAGUUAGAGAAUUAUCAAUAUUACAUGGUUGUCUUUUUAUAUUGAAUGGGCUUAAUAGAAUGAUUAAAUGCUCUGCUGAACAACUCUCUGUAGACAGGCACAAAAUUAAUGUAAUAAUUGUUUUAUCACAUUUUAGAUACUUUUUUGCUGGAACAUCGAAAUUUCUUCUUUUUGUCAAGCCCGCUUGUGGAAGCAAAGACAUAGUUGUCCAAAUGGCUGUUCGGUGUAUGUGCGUCCGUCCGGAUUUGUUUGUCCGAACCAUAACUUUGACGUGCAUGGAGCAAUCUUGUUCCUAUUUGGCAUGAAUGUUAACCUCAGUGAGACGGAGUGUCAUGCGCAAACCCCAGGUUCCUAUCUCAAAGAUCAAAGUCACACUUAGAGGUCAAAGGUCAAAUUCAAUAACGACUUUGUCCGGAGCAUUGCUUCUUCUUGCAAGGAGGGAUUUUGAUGUAACUUGGCACAAAUGUUCACCACCAUGAGAUGGAGUGUCAUGUGUAAGAACCAGGUUCUUAGGUCUAAGGUCAAGGUCACACUUAGAGGUCAAAGGUCAGAUACAAUAAUGACUUUGUCCGGAGCAUUUCUUUUUCAUGCAUAGAGGGAUUUUGAUGUAACUUAGCACAAUUGUUCACCAUCAUAAGACUGAGUGUCAUGCACAAGAACCUAGAAUUAGUUCCCUUUGUUGUUACUUUAAAUAGCUUAUAUUGUAACUUUUUUUAUUACUGGUCAUAGGGAAAAAUCAAGACCACUUUUCUGUAGUACAACAUGCAUGUUACAUCCAAUAUUGAGGUGUAUUUUGACCUAUCUCCACUGGUAAGGAUUUUUGUGUGGACUUCUAGUUUAUGUGUUAUAGACAAAGUUAAUUCCACCACUUUUAAGUAGAUACAGUUGUUACUAGUAUUUUCUUGUGAAGAUAUUGAAAUAUCUGUUUUCAGAAUAUUUCAUACCUAUUACAUAGUGUGUGGUUUUUUUUUUUGCUGUUUUUUUUUUUAUUUUUUUGGUAGUUUAGCUCUUUUAUUUUGAUCGUAAGUGUCUCAUGAAAGUGGUUUUUGAAAAUGUAUUGCGUGUUAUUGUAUUAAGUUUACAAUUCUUUAGUUCUUCACUUGCUUGUAUGGGAUGACGAUCAGGACUUUUUUCUGAGAUAUCAAGUGUCCACCUGAAAUAUUUAGCAUUACUUGAAAUUAUUAUUAUAAUCUUAAUCACUUUUAUCUUUAUUAUUAUUAUUAUUAUUGUCAAUAUUAUUAUGCCCCCAAAGGGAGGCAUAUUAGGUUUCAACUGUCUGUCUGUUAGUUCGUUCGUUCGUUCGUUUGUCACAACGUUAACUUUUUGCAUAAAGGCACUUUACUUGCGAACCACUGCACCCAGGACCUUCAAACUUCACAUGCUGAUAGUACUUAUUGAGUACACGACCCCUACUGACUUUGGGGUCACCAGGUCAAAGGUCAAGGUGCUGCGGGGGCAUUUGUCACCAUUAGUGACAGCUCUUGUUAUUAAUAUUAUUAUUAUUACUUUGCAAAGACUUUACGAGAUUAAGAAGAAUAGAAGAGAAUAGUUUGAGGAAUCCGUAAUUCACUUUUUGGCCCCUACCCCUCUCAGUAGCCAUAGAAUGCAUGGGCUUACACACACACGGUGAAUAAAUGAACUUGUUGCUUUAGUGUCAGUUGAAUAAAGGUCACUGUCACACUAAUAUUUUCUUUAAAAUUGGUUCAGAUCAAUAAUGAUAGUAUAUUGAUUUAGGGGUCAAAGGUCAAGGUGAAAUGAAUGUCUAGCUUGUUUAACUUUAUUAUUGUAAGAUAUUUGCAGAAUUGUAUGUCUGCUGCGUAUCCUUUCUUACUCUGUAUUUUUUUUUAAAGAAAACUUUGGACAAAUGUUUCGCAUAAUGAUGGUAUAUCAUUUUGCAUAUAGAUGAUAUGCGUAACAUUGUCAAACAGUAAGAGCAAAUAUCAUAUAGACAGUGUUUAGAUGCAUCUAUCAAGGUCAAAGUCAAUUGCUGAGAACCAAGUAUGAAAAAGUAUGCAGCAGACAUAAAAUUCUGCAAAGAUAAUAUAUCUGUCUAAUUAUACCCCCUUCCAUCAAUGCCUAUGUUUUGAAAUAUAUUUUACUUAUGUUGGUUAGAUUGUUUGUCAGUAGAGAAUUUGGUUGUCAAUCAAUUUAUAGAGAAUGCUUUGACACAGUUACCAGACUAUAUUGUCUGUAGUUAGUGGAUGACUCUAUGUUUUUGGGGUCUGUAAGUCAAAGUCACAAUGACCUUGAGAAUGAAUAUGAUUUCUGGUCAAUGAAUGGUGACUGCUUAAGACAAAAGGGUAAAGGUCAAGGUCACAGUGACCUAGAUACUUAACAUCUUUAUGGUCUUUAAGAAACCUUACGUCUAUUGCUAUCAAAUUUAAUAGCAUGAUUGUUUGUGGUCAGUAGUUAAGCAUACUUGAGAGUAAAAAUUGCACACCAAGUUACCUCCUGACAGACCAUCAUUUUGGGCUUGUGUGUUGUAUAAUAUUUUUUUUAUAAGUGCUGUUCCUGUUUGACAUCUUUAUUAUUCUUCUAGACUAUUUUUUAUAUAUAUUUUGAUUUUAUUUUUUAUUUGCCUUUAGUGAGUUAUAUCUGAAAAUGAGAGGCAGUGUUUGCAGCUAUUUAAAAAUGUUAUGUUUUGCAAUAUAAUGCAAGCUUUGUAUUGGCAGUAUAAAUCCCACAUGAUAACUCAAAUGAUAACAUGUUUGAUAAUUAUGAUUUUUCGUCAUUAAAACAUUUCAAUACAGAAAAUAUUUUUGUAUAACAUUACAGUAUGCACUUAACUUCUGUCAUUGACAACCUUUUUGAUUUCAAUGAUACAUGAGAACCAUAAUAGUCAAACAAUAAUAUAAACAUGCUGUCGUUUAAAUUAUCGUGCAGGAGUAGUACCAUCAUGUUACAUAUCUAUAUGUAGGUAAACUAGGUCAGUUUCAUAGUCUGAAAAGAUUUGUUGAAAAAUAAGGAGAUUCCAUUUUUUGACAGAUUCAAUUUAAAAUGUUUUUAAUAUGAUUAACUUGUCCCAAUUAUUAAGGCUAUUAUUAAACCCUACCCCUCACCCGCUUUAUAUUCUUGUGCCUUAGUAUUCGAGCACAUGAAGGAUCCAGCAAGGCCAGAUUUGCCGGUCUUAUUUUGUAUCCAGAGCAUAACCUAAUAACCAGUCAAGGUAUUGACUUAAAACUUUGAGACAUUUUUAUUCUUAAAAUUUACUGUGAUAUUGUGAAAUAGCUCAAAAAACUCUUUCAGAUAGAAAUAAAGAACUGUGAUAUAGCUAAAAAAAAUCUCUUACAGGUAGAAAUAAAGAUGUUGAUAGGCAGCGUAUAAGGUCUUUAUUGACAGUUGAUAACUACCAAGUUCUACAUUUCAAAAGAAUUUUGUUGAAUAGUAACAUUUUAGUGUUUGCAUUUAUCUUUUAUGUAAGUUAGGCCAUGUGCUAUGAUUCAUGAUAAUCAGUGGUAUUUCAUGUCUAUAUAAGUUGCAUGAUCGUAAGGAGGACUAAUAGGGUCUUAACACUUGGUUUUGUGAUUCCAACAGGUAUGCAAAUUUUGAUUCCAUACCUCAUGUUUUUAUUUUGAUGUAAAUGAGAUGUGAAACCAAAAUUUGUAGUCCUGUUUGGCACCAUAUAACCUGUACUGUGUUGGUGCACCGUAAAACCCAAAUAAAUAAAUAAAUAUGUUCAAUUUCAGUUUUAUUUUUCUUGUUGUUUGUGUGUAUGUUUUUCUCUUGCUUUUACAAAUAAUACAGAUAUAUAUAGGUUAUUACCUUUGUAUCAGGAAUUAUGCACAAGUUUUGCAGCCGAAAUAUUGCACGACUUCAGGAGCACAGUAUUCUUUCGCUAAAGAACGAGUGCAUAUUUCCCGAUGCAAAGAUAAUAACCUUUUUUAUUACAUGCGUAUCUACACGUAUAAAUGUAAUGUAACGGUAAAUAUUGUGAAUUUCCUAAAUAAAGAUGAGCAAUAAAACAUUUAGUUAUACAUUGUAUUGUAUUGUAAAGUCCUUAAACAUAGAUAAUGCAGAUGUCAUGUAUCGGUAUAUUAGAUAGUUUGUCAUUUCGUUCUAGUAAGAUAUACUAUAAUUGUUGUCAGUUUAUUGUCAAGUAUGUGUUUGAUGUUUUGUUUUGCUUAUAAAAAUUGUAAGAUAUUUGUUAAUUUCUUUAAUUUGCUGAUUUCUGGAUAAUAUUCCUUAAAUAAUUAUAAGGGGUGUCAAAAUUAUUUUUUAUUGUCAGAAAAUGAAAAAUUGUAUAUCUUUUGAAUGAUUUAACGCAAUAAAAAAUGUAAGUCAAGAAAUGCAGAAACCGACAAAACAGAUUUACUUUUUCAAAUGUGGAAAAUUUCUCAUUUAGAUGUUUAUUUUCUUAUGAAGUCCAUUAAUUUGAAAGGUUUUAAGGGCAACAAGUUGCAACAGAAGUUUGAACUGUCAUGUAAGACAGUACUAAGUUAUUAUUAAAAUGGACGUUAUCAGAUACCAUUCUUUGAUGUAAAAAGAUAUUUGAUUUAUCUAGGCAUAAUAGCAUAAACUCUAUGAAUGUAACAUUGAGGUAGCAAAGGAUGAGGGAUUUAUUGAAUAACUGAGAAAUUUAUUAGCUGAUUGAGGGAAUUAUUGGUUAUGCUGUAUUUUUUUGUUGGGUGCAGGUUUUUUUAAAGUUAAUGUAUCCUCUUUUUAAAUGCUUCCUAAAGACAGUGAUUAUACUUACGAAAUUGCCAAUAAAAAUCUUCCUCCUUUCUAGCUCCAUUUUUGUACAGGGCAGAUCUGUAAUUUAUUCUAAUAUUUGUAAUGAAUAUAUAGGAAUGUUUGGAAUUCAGAAGCAUAAUUAUAUUCUUGUCCAUUAAACUAUGUAGAUUAGCCAGCAUACUAAGUAGUAUAUUUACUCUUCUGAAGCUACUAUCAAGUGAUUGCAAGUUGCAGAAUUAUAAUUACAUUGUUUUGUCUAGUAGUUUUUGUAUCUUGUAAAGUUAUUAUGGCUUGUUGUAAUUUUACCAAUGUUUGGAUAAUUGUUAAAAUUUAACACUUUAAUAUUUCUAAUUUUCUGUAUGUACUUAUAUUUUCUGCUGCCUCCAGCAGUUAUAAUUCGAAUUCAGAUAAUCCGUAUGAACUCAUCAUCAGAUCCCAACAAAAUCUCUAUAUGAUGUAUAAUUAUAGUGAUAACUCGAACUACCGAUAAUCCGAACAAAUUUUUACGAAACAAAGUUUGAUUAUUUGAAGAAACAAAAAGAAUGCAAUAGAAAAUAAAGAUAUUUUGGGAAUAUAUAAAAACAAAACUGGGAAUGGGGUCUAUCAUUUAACUAUUAAAAAUUGUCUAUGAUUUCUUUUGGAAUAUGAAAGAAAAAUAUAUAAAUAAAUCUAGACAGACAGAACAACAAAUUGGAAAUUAGUUCUUGUUCAGUUUAGACUUCGUAAAAUAUUCUUAAACAAUAUGAAACUACUCCUUUUUUUCUUCUAGAAAAAUACAAAAAAACGAAUAAAAUGUGAAAAAAUA
Messenger RNA from Mercenaria mercenaria, 15108 nucleotides. RefSeq lists its product as uncharacterized. The transcript has 34 exons. Gene Ontology annotation, biological process: regulation of cell cycle; negative regulation of apoptotic process. The coding region runs from base 219 to 6956 and encodes 2245 amino acids. Gene Ontology annotation, molecular function: cysteine-type endopeptidase inhibitor activity involved in apoptotic process. Gene Ontology annotation, cellular component: cytoplasm; nucleus; spindle microtubule. NCBI's taxonomy places the organism in Eukaryota, Metazoa, Mollusca, Bivalvia, Venerida, Veneridae. The record is from RefSeq and is a predicted model, not a curated record.